Messenger RNA from Seriola dumerili (greater amberjack), 2190 nucleotides. RefSeq names its product protein FAM57B-like (gene tlcd3bb). The coding region runs from base 473 to 1381 and encodes 302 amino acids. The transcript is spliced from 7 exons. The record is from RefSeq and is a predicted model, not a curated record. Gene Ontology annotation, molecular function: sphingosine N-acyltransferase activity. Lineage: Eukaryota; Metazoa; Chordata; Actinopteri; Carangiformes; Carangidae. Gene Ontology annotation, cellular component: membrane; endoplasmic reticulum. Gene Ontology annotation, biological process: lipid homeostasis; ceramide biosynthetic process.
UCUGUGAGGCUCAGGCAGAGGCAGCCCAGCUCUGCUGUUGCGAGACAGAUGCGAUGACAUAGCGGCUGGAGCAGCUAGCGUUACCUUGACACCUGGAUCAGAUUGUGUCAUUGUGACUUUCGUCGGUUUGCCUUGUUUUAAUUAGCUAUUUGCUUAAGCUGUCUAGAUAACAAGCUAGUCACCAAUGCUCUCAGUGAGCUGCCCUCGCAUAGAUUUCGAUCUAAGUUGCUGCAAGCUAGCGUUAGCUCGCUGCUGCUACCCUUCAGACAUUGAAGUGGCCACAUAAACAUGCGGAUCAUCGAGGCGGAGAGCCCUGGGACAUCUCUAACGUUAAACGCUUUCUGCAGGACACGAGUUUCGACUGGCCGCUGACCGGACUCCGCAGAGUCUCUGUAGAGGGGAAAGAUCGUCGGAUCUCAAGUACCAGAUUGCCCGCUGAACUUUUUGCUUCUCAGACAGAUCACCAGGGACCAUGCUGACCAUCCUAGCUGCUGGGUCUGUGUUCUUUCCAGGCCUUUUCCUGCUGUCCAAGCAAUGCCUGAAGUCCAUCCCAGCACUGAGAUGGAGCGAAGGAGAUGCAGUCAUUGUGUCUGCCAGGUUGGUGUCAUCAGUUCAGGCAGUCAUGGCUUCCUCAGCUGGCUACAUCAUUGCUUCUUCCUGCGAGGACAUCAUCGAGGACCAGCACUGGCUGACUAGCACUUACAUCAUGUUUGCUGUUCCCUACUUCGUGUAUGACAUCUACGCAAUGUUCAUGUGCUACUGGUACAAGCUACGAGUUAAAGGGCACGAGGAGGCCUCUGCAGCACCCCAGCACAUGAGCUCAGCACUGACCAGCUACUUGCGUCGCGAGUUCCUCAUGGUGCUGCACCAUGUUGUCAUGGUCACCGUCUGCUUCCCCGUCUCUGUGUUUUGGCGGCAAGGAAAGGGAGAUUAUUUCCAGGGUAUAAUGUUCAUGGCUGAGCUCAGCACUCCAUCUGUCUGCUUAGGAAAAAUCCUUAUCCAGUACAAACAGCAACACACUCUCCUGCACAAAGUGAAUGGGGCUCUUAUGCUGAUCACUUUUUUCAUCUGUCGAGUCCUCCUCUUCCCUUACCUCUACUACGUCUAUGGAAGGUACGCCUCCAUCCCCUUCCACAUGGUUCCCUUCACAGUGCCAUGGCACUGUAACCUCGGUGCUGCUCUGCUCAUGGCCCCCCAGCUGUAUUGGUUCUCCCUAAUUUGCAGGGGCGCUCUGCGACUAUUCACGGGCUCCUCCCGUUCUCAGAGACCACGCCCGCCCACAGCCGCACCAAAGGAGCAGCAGACGGAUGGCAGUGCGCUGCCCCAGCCUGCCAAUGGCUACAGCACGCGCUCCACAGAGCCUGAGCUGGCCACUCACUGAGAAGAGUGGAGGGGAGGGUGGGGAGGGAAGGAAGGCGAAUGUACCAAUGAGUAUGUAAAGGAAAGAAAGCUGAGGGAAAAGUGAGACUUGAAACAAGUAGCAAUAUGAAGAAAGCUACAGACGAUGGCCUCAAAUAGUGCUGAAGUCUUUGUGGCAAGCACUCAAACAGCUAAAUGAUUUGGUUGCUGGCCUUCAAGCACUUCAGUUUCUCAGUUUGUAGGAAGCAAAUGGAGUGUUAGCACACUCAGUAUUUAAAGAUGUCAUCAGGCACUGUGACAGACAGGAACAUGCACUGACCUGAGAGGAAUUUGCCUGGAUGUAUAGGAAGCAUAGGUGGCUAUUUCCCUCAUGUAGAUCAAAUUCAGUCCUCUCUGCCUCAUGGUACGGGAAGAGCAGGAAAAUAGGAAUGUAUUAUAUUGUAUGUUAGUACAUUUGCUGUAGAUGGAAGGCCUAAUUCAGUUUAGUAAUGGAGAAGACCUUCAAAAAAGAAAAAAAAAUCCCGGCUAAGCAGUAUUUUGACUUGUUAGUGUUUAUUAUCUGUAUCCUCUAUGUAGUCACUGUCACUCUAACAAAAUGUAACCAACCUGCAGACUGACUCAUCUUUAGAAGGGAGAUAAUCUCGUAAGACUGUAUUCUGCUGCCUUAUCCCUUUUCCUCAUUCUUUGCAGUUUCUUUACGUUUUUAUUUAUUUUUAUCCUGGGAGGAGAAGGAAGAGGUUUUCCUCGGGCACAAAAAUGUGAUGGGUGUACAUAGCUGAUGUAAAAUUGUCCUUAUUUCCAUGUCAGUAUUAGGUCAAUGUUGAUUCCCCC